AUGGUAUGGCUGCUCAUAUGUGUGGCAUCUGGACUCUCGGCAUUAUGCUCGGUGGCCCUAGUGAAUAGAUACCUGUCUUUGAAGCUGCACAAGAACACAUUUCCGUUCACUUUAGCGCUACUUAUAGUGAACCUAUGGUUAUUACUUUCCAUCACUUAUCUACUCCCGUUGGACGUAUUUCUAGCAGCUGUAGCCCAGAAUCAAAACCCUGAGAAUGGAGACUCUUUUACACGCAGAGAAGGAGCCGAUGGGUUGAGCGGUUUACAGUCGAUGGACCGACCUACAAAUUUAGCAGGCGUCUGGUACGCAAUAUAUUGGACUGAAUUCGUGAUAUGCUGGUUCGUUAUGCCCGUUUUGAUGUCGUAUCUGGAUCUCAAGUAUCUGUUUCCCUACAUCGGAGAGACUGGCUGGACGGCGACGCAAGGAGCACGAAUUAAAAAGGCCUUGUUCACGAACAUCAAAUUUUAUGCGCUUUGUGGGAUCGCAUUCGUUAUCGGUGCUCUCUAUUUGUUCUUUGCAAUGCAUCGAGGCGCUAGCGAUCUCAAACCGCUUUUGAUUUCUUUGUCACAUCUCUACUCAUUGUCGUAUACACUGGUUUUGCUGGCAAUGGGGCUCAUUUUGCUUCCCAAAGCAUUUUUCCUGGGCAACAACAGCGAGAAUGCGAUGUUUGUGGAACUCAGUAAAAUCAAUGAUGAUCUCAAUGACGCUCGGCUUGCCUUGACAGACUAUGCGGAAAAAAUCUUAUCUCUCCCCGAAGUGCGAAACGGCGAUGUUGUACUGGGUCAGGCUCAGAACGAAUGUAAGAUUGAGGUACAAGGUUUGGUCAAUGAACUCAAAAUUACAAUCCCGCAAUUGUCACAAGGUGGAGGUCAACCGAAUGUGUCCUUGGAUAAAAUCAACAAAUUUUACAAUUUCUUUCUCACGGAGUACUACAAUUACCUCUACUACGAAGAUCAAUCGGAUGUGAUCAUUCAUAGACUAACGCACUCGCAGAACAAAUCUUUGCACGUUUCUAAAUCCAUUUUGAAUUUUUGUCUCGGUGGCCUUUGCGCUGCAAUGUCGCUAAUGGUCGCGCUUUUAGAACUCACACCCUCCAAGUAUGCACAUGCUUGGAUUUUCAAAGGUCACAGUUGGUGGAAUUUCCUAUUGGAAAUCUCAAUUUUGGUUUACAACACCAUUGCAUCACUUCACGCCAUGAGUUGUUUUAAAUUCCAAAAUUUCCAUAUAAUCCCAACGGGACACAGUAAUCCCAAGAAUUCGCUUUAUUUCUCGCUUUAUUCAAGUCGACUUCUUUUGCCUCUUUGUUUCAAUUUCAUGGCACUCCUCCCUGAGGCUAUGAAAGGGCAUGAAAGCAGUUUCGAAAGCGUCCUUUACAAAGAUUUGAAAUUGAUACCUCUGGUAGAUAUGCUCAACCGGUACCUGCCUAUAUUUUUCCUUGUAUUGGUCCCACUAAUAUAUUUCUUUGACCUGAAAAGAAAACUACUUGUUAGAGUUCUUGGCGAAGAUUUCUACUAUGAGCUUUUUGGCGCCCUUUAUGACCCAAUUACACCGUACGAUCAAGAAUCGCACGGUCGAAGCGACUUGGCACCCUCCACGACUCGUUCUCGGCACAGUGAAGAUUAUGAAUACUCUCUACAGGACGGAAGAUUUUUGUUUCAAAGAGCCACCAGCAAAUACGGAAUGCGGGAGGCUGAUAAUACCGAAGAGCACACAUACGUAUGA
Lachancea mirantina is the source of this 1722-nucleotide messenger RNA. The record is from the annotation of a GenBank genome assembly. NCBI's taxonomy places the organism in Eukaryota, Fungi, Ascomycota, Saccharomycetes, Saccharomycetales, Saccharomycetaceae.